UCCCAUCCCCAUUUCCUCCUCCUCGAGGCGACACUUUCCAGGUUGCAGCAAAUUCCAGCUCUGCGGUAGCCGCCCCCCUUCGUCGCCGUCACCACUUCCAACGCGACUUCGACCUCGAUCUCAGACUGUUCUUGUACCCAAACACCUUCCCCAUCAUCCAUCGCGACAACUUCUCAGGCACGACCAGCCUCUCGCACCCGACAAAGUAGCAGGAAGCCAUGGAGUUGGGUCUGUCCAGAAAGCCUCCUCGCUUGCGCCUCCCAGAAGCAGCCCCGAUGGUCGUUCAGAGGGGUGGCGGAGACUGCCCAAAGGAUUACCAAUGGUACACUUGUAACGUGGCCCAAGGCAUUCCCUAUUCGGGCUGCUGCGCGAUGGAUCCUUGCCGUCCGGAUAUGGUCGAUUGCCCUGAUCGGUACAAACCUGAUGAUGAUAUCACGUCUACAACCAUCGUCAUUACCAGUACAGAAUCUCCCAGCACAGAAACUCACUUCACCACUAUCACUUCCUCUGCCAGAUCGGACCUUAUCCCAACUCUGACUUCCCACUCAUCGUCAACAGGCACUACUGGUAGUGCUUCCUCAACCGCUAGCGCAACGGUCACUGCUACUCCUGAUGCGCCGCCCACUGUAGUCCACAAGGAACUUUCAGUUGGCGCGAUAGCAGGAAUCGCAGUGGGAUGUUCCCUUGCCUUCAUCUUCUUCGCCAUCUCCGUUUGUAUGUGGUGGGGUCGGCGCCGAGCGAAGAAAGAUGAGAAGAAGGACAGCGCGGACACUGCAAACGUUUCGUCGUUUCUCGGUCCAACCGACAGGAACAACCCAGUCGAAACGGGACAAGAAAAGAAUGUGUCCCAGUCUGGCUCCCGUUUCCCACUUGGAAGCUACCAACCAGUCCCCACAGGUGUUCCUUACGAAUACAUAGGACGAGACGUGACAAGCUCGGCAUCCACGACCAACACGAACUGGCCAGGCUCGCCGAUGGACUACGAGAGUCACCGUUUCAGCGGAGCGACGACCAUGUCGACCCCAGCGAGCCACAACAGCGGAAGCACUCCGGCCAGCCCGAACUUCCAAUCACGAGGGGCCUCGGAACUCGACACCAACCAGGCGUACCAGCAGGGUGGAUGGGGCACAAGGUUCGAACCAAUGCACGAAAUCCCCGAGCUUGAAGGCAAUGAAAGGCCACCACAACACUCCCAAGGCCCGAACAACUAGCGAGGACUCACUCCAUUGUGGUGAGCAGGGAGACACGAUAGCUUGGUUUUGUGGUCGAUAAUGAGACGGGUUUCUUAAGGGGCCAUAAUAUACAGCCACACAAGAGACGAUGAAGAAUGCGAUAGGCUUCCAUGAGAGAAGCAACCUCCAGAACGAGACGAUAUUGAAGGAACGGGCUAUGGUCGAGUAUCAUGGGU
Molecule: messenger RNA, 1408 nt
Organism: Neurospora tetraspora
Lineage: Eukaryota; Fungi; Ascomycota; Sordariomycetes; Sordariales; Sordariaceae
Exons: 2
Coding region: 219-1211 (330 amino acids)
Source: RefSeq, a predicted model, not a curated record